GUUGACACUGACCCGUCUGGACGUGGACCAGAACAACAUCGUGGUCCGGUUCCUGACGGGUUCAGGUCUUCAGUUUGAAUUCAGGGACCUGAGCUUCACUGCAUCCUACUCCCGAGACCCUGCCCGGCCCUUGGCGGAAGUAACAGGAAAAAAGGUCCACAUCACCAUCGGAGUGAGACUGAUCCAACACGAAGGACAUCUGGGACUCGAGCUGCUGCCUGGAGACUCGGGAUGUCAGAUCCAGGCGGACCGCCUCCGGGUGGACACCAACGGAUUAGUGGGGUUGGCGCUGAGCGCUGCUCAGUUGAAACAACAAAUCAAGGAUUGGUUCAUCUCUAAGCUCUGUCCUGUUAUAAGGAAGUUUGGUGUCCCUCGUGUAAACACCUUCUUGAGUGGCGUUGCCAUGGAGACAACGUUGAUCAAAGACGAAAACAUCAACCUCCACUACGCUCUGAGCGGAGACGUCACGGUGACGUCCAACAGCCUCGACGUCCCUUUCACAGGGGUGAUUCUCUAUGACCACACCAUGAAGGAUCCCGAAAUCCCUGCUUUACCAACUACAGGGGUGGUGCCGGUGUUAACCGAGAGUGACCAGAUGGCGUACGUGGGCGUCUCUGUAGACCUGUUCAAAACCGCCGGCUGGGCGCUCUACAACCACGGCCCUUUUCAACUGGACAGUUUGGAGGGUCCUCUCCUAGUGAAGCUCACUAAGGAGCCAGACAUCACCCUCAACGUGGGGGGGUUAUCCAUCAAGGUGGAGUUCACCGCCCAGUCUCUGGUCCAGCCACCACCCCCCCCCCUCCCCAG
Messenger RNA from Etheostoma spectabile (orangethroat darter), 807 nucleotides. RefSeq lists its product as uncharacterized. Gene Ontology annotation, molecular function: lipid binding. The annotation marks the transcript as partial. The transcript has 6 exons. Lineage: Eukaryota; Metazoa; Chordata; Actinopteri; Perciformes; Percidae. The record is from RefSeq and is a predicted model, not a curated record.